This is a messenger RNA of Perkinsus marinus ATCC 50983, 1017 nucleotides long. Its product is annotated as subtilisin, putative. Bases 1 to 1017 code for a protein of 338 amino acids. Gene Ontology annotation, molecular function: serine-type endopeptidase activity. Gene Ontology annotation, biological process: proteolysis. Lineage: Eukaryota; Perkinsozoa; Perkinsida; Perkinsidae. The transcript has a single exon. The record is from RefSeq and is a predicted model, not a curated record.
AUGUCAAAGCGCUCUACCCUCUUCUGGACUCUCUUCGGCAUCACUAUCAGCUUUGGUGUGAGCACUGGUAGUCGCACGCUGCUAAAGAUAUCUCACCGUGGAGUCCCACUCGACAUUCGUCAUGUACCAAGAAUGAUGGCACAGGCUCUCGCGGCCUCUGACGGAACGGUACAAUCUCUCAGUCAAGAUGAUCUUGAUUGUGAACGAUGCUUCGCACAAGAUGAGAUGGUCUAUGACUUGAAGGCAUUGGGGGUACAAAUUAUAGACUCCAGUUGUCCGGCUGGUCAAAAUCGAAUUCUGAACUACUUGAGGAAAGCAAAUCAUAUGUUGAGCAUCGACUUCGAUUGCGAGCUCGACUCGACGGUCUCUCUACAUCCGACUUUCACCACGGACAGGACCCCGUGCACUGGUGGCAAUCCUGCUCUCGGCACAAACGACCCAGGCUCUUCAUGUCAGCGUAACCUCCAGGUUAUCAAUUUAGGCGCUGCUUUUCAAGCGGUUCGCUCAGCCGGACGGACGCGGAAGGAUGUUGUGUUGGCUAUCAGCGACAGUGGUGCUGACAUGACUCAUCCUGAUCUGGUCAAUCAGUUCUGGAGGGAUCAUUCCAAUAAUAUCGGCUACAACUUCCUGCUCAACAGUACUAAUGUAACUGAUGACUUCACUGAUGAGGGUCACGGUACUCACUGUGCUGGUAUCGCUGCAGCUGAGACUGACAAUUGCAUUGGCAUCGCAGGGGUGGUAAAUAUAGAUGGGUCUGCGCCAAAAGUCAAGCUGAUGAUACUCAAGUUCAUUAAUGCGACCGGGUAUGGCUCUCAGAGUGACUCACUGAGAGCUCUCGACUUCGCGAUUAAAAACGGUGCAGCAUUCUCCUCUCAUUCCUACGGGUGGUUUAAUGAGAGUGACAUUAUGAAGACCGCAUACAAGAACGCCGCUGCUGCUGGGCAUUUGGCUUUUUUCGGCUGGAAACGAGGGGGCCAAUUUGGAAAAUGCGCCGGAGUAUCCGUGCUCCUACGCUGA